Messenger RNA from Pseudomyrmex gracilis, 4045 nucleotides. RefSeq lists its product as uncharacterized. The transcript has 9 exons. Gene Ontology annotation, molecular function: protein binding. The annotation marks the transcript as partial. The record is from RefSeq and is a predicted model, not a curated record. Lineage: Eukaryota; Metazoa; Arthropoda; Insecta; Hymenoptera; Formicidae. Gene Ontology annotation, cellular component: plasma membrane.
UCAGCGUCGAGCUCAUCCUCGACAUCCGGCCCGACAUCUGAACCCGCCGUCAACCGCGGCGAACCGCUCUGUCGACCGUCCGAGUUCCAAUGCGGCACCACCGGACAUUGCGUCGCUCAGGACAAGUACUGCGACGGCGAGAAUGACUGCGACGACAAGUCCGACGAGCCGAGAUAUUGUACUCCUUGCAAUCGGACGUUGUACGGUGACGUCGGUCGGACCUACCGGGUGGAGAUACGCCGGCCGAGGGAGGAUCGACUGCCAUUCCUGUGUCACCUCAACUUCACUGCCGCCGGGGCCGAUCUUGGGGAUCUAGUUCAGUUAACUUUUGAUACCUUCACGGUCGGCCGCUUUCAAUCCUUCACGUCGGAAGGAUGUCCAGAUGGUUUCAUGACUAUUCGCGAGGAAGGUCGUCCCGCAACGGGAGGACAAUGGUGCGGCAGCGCAUGGGGCUAUACCGUUUAUUACAGCGAAACUCCUUCCAUCAAUCUGACUUUAUAUUUACUACGUUUAUCAGAGCAGGGUAUUGGCUACAACUUCGACUUCAAACUGUCGUACAAGUUCCUGAGAAGAAGCGAGGCUCAUCUCAGAUACGGGAACAGCAGUAUGUCCACAUGGCGCGGCGAGCUGGUGAACGGCACGUAUUGCGAUCGCGUUCUCACCAAAUGCGAUACCAGAGCUUGCCGGCUGCAGUCGCCGAAUUAUCCCGGAGUUUACCCCAGGAAUGUCACUUGCUACUAUCGGGUGGAGCAAAACCGCGCGCCACUAGGUCAUCGUGCUCUGCUUGCCGUUAGUCAACGGAACAGUCACAAGAUACACAUCAAGGACCAGGUCGUCAAGUACGACAGGAGUCAGCGAGUGUUGAGGGUGUGGGAUCAGUGCAACGUCGUGCAAGAUUACUUGACGGUUUAUGACGGAGGUUCAACCUCAGACCGAGUGCUUGUAAGACUGUGUGGAGGAGAUGCGGUGCCAGACAUCGUCAGCAGUCACAAUACGAUGUUGCUGGAGUUUCAUACAUCUCCGUACGACAAUCCGUUUCAUCCAGUUCCAUUAUCUUUCCUUCCAGGAUUUGAGCUCGAAGUUCAGGUGAUUUUUGUCGACGAGAAAUCUCGGAGCUUCGUAAAGGAAAACGACAACUGCGAUUUUUAUAUAUCCGGUGACGAAAAUUCGUCGGGCAUUUUGGAAAAUCCUAAACACUCCUUACCGCCGAACACCACCUGCCGUUAUCACUUCCAAGGAAAGCUCAAUGAGAUUGUUUGGUUGUCGUUCGUUAAAUAUUACGCCGCCACUGUGGAAGCUGCCGCGAGUAUUGACACUGCCUCUGAUUGCAACGCGAAGCUUCUAAUAUGGGACGGCGAUAUCACGGUAGACAAGCUCACCGCCAGUCGUAAAAACGUUACACUGAUGGGACAGUUUUGCAAGGACGACAUACCGCGACUCUGCGACCACAGUUUGUUGCGCAACAGCAGCCGCCACACGCGGCCUUGCAGCCUAGCCGAGAGUUACGUGUCAACCGGUCGCGAUCUCACCCUGGAGCACGUAUUGCGUCAGGGUAGCGCGCUUUAUCCGAUCAGUUUCGUGCUGCGUUACGAGUUCGUGCACGAGGCCAUUUCGUGUAACCACGUGUUCACCACGGCGUCGUCGGCGUCAUCCACGUCUUCCACGUCGCCGAUGUCGUCGUCCUCAUCGUCCUCGUCCAUGUCGUCCAACGCCGGCAAAUUUGCCUCGCCUAAGAGCGUGUUCUUCUACGGUCGCGGCGGGUCGCAGAAUCUCAGCUGCGUUUAUCGAUUCGAGGCCGAGCCCGAUCACAAGAUAGAACUGACCAUUGUCAAGGCCUCUUUCGGCGGCAAGAACUGUGCGUCUUACGUGGACCCGCUCGUGAACCGAUGGACGUGCGACCGCCGCAUGGCGGACGUCAAGAAAUCCGGCGUGGCGGAUCUAGUUGUCGCCGAAUACCCCUGGCAAGGAGUAGAACUCAUUCGCGAUUGCCUGUGCGCGAACGUGACCGAGAAGUUGACCGUGCGGACUCUGACGUCGAAUGUGGUGGAGGUCAGAUUCGCCGUCACGCUCAUGAACGUCACCCAGGAUUAUCGGGACUUCUUCUUCGAGGGCGAAUACCGUUUCGUGCCGGUGGGCGCGGAGUCGAACGAGCACGGGUGCUCGUCGAGACUCGAGGAGAGACGGUUGCGCGGCACAAGCGGCGAGAUCUCUCUCAGAAGUCCCUUGCCGCGGACGAUACCCGGCGUGAUCGCUGUAGAAGAGACCCUGGCGAACACGGAGGAUCUCACGGCGACGCAGUGCGUGAACGUGCCGUGGAUGAUCGAGCCCGAGGACGCGCGCACCAACUUCCUGUACUUGAGAACCGCCGGCUACAGCAUCACCUUGGACAACGUCGAGGACUGCACCACUCUGAAUCGCAUCAUCGUGUACUCGGCCGCGAACACAAAGGAGCGAAGCGUGAUCUGUCCGGAGGGUGGCGUCGACACGACCAGAACCGUCGACUUCUUCUCCGGCGGUUGGAAUUACAGCGCGGUGAACGCGAGCGUGGCGAUGGCGCAGCACGCGCGCAGCUUUGUCGUGGAAUUUCUGCAGAGGGAACCCGGUUUCUACGCCGUCACGUGGCUCGCGAUCUCCAAACGUUCGCCGAGCAACUACGCCAACGCGUUCGCCAUAUUACCGGCUGAGGAUUGCCCGUACAGAUGUCCGGAGAUUCAGGCGUGCAUCAGCGCGGUUCUUUGGUGCGACGGUUUGCGCCACUGUCCCUCGGGUUUCGACGAGGAAGAGGCCAACUGCUCCUAUCGCUUCGGCGUGACGCUGUUGUACGUCGCGGUGGGCGCCGGCGCCCUUGGUUUGUUUCUGAUCCUAUUGCUUACCACCGGCUGCCUCAAGUACUGCCUGUACCGGCACAAGGCGCGCAAGAAAAAGAAGAACGUCGCACUGAACGUCAAUCAUCUCCACGUGAAUCACACCCAUCACAAUAACGGUUUGACCGGCAGCCGGCUGAGCGGACGCUACAAUCUGGCCACGCCCCAGGAGAUGUACCUGGAGAAUUACGGAAAGGACAGUAUUUGUUGACAAUACGCCAUUGCCAAUAUCGAGACCACCGUGUGAAUAGUCAUGAUUUUUAAAUGCCUACCUCGCUCUGGCCCCAAACCCGCCCUCUCACCCCCCUCUCCUAACUGUUUCCCAACCAUCUCCUCUGAGUAACGGACCGGAGUGUACGGCAGCCAGACACUCCCAUCCCAGGACACAUGCACACGUGUAUACAUACACACACGUACACGUACACGUACACACACACGUACACAUAUACAUACUCUCGCAAGUAAUCGUACGAAAUCCCGUAGAAUAUGUAUAUCGAGAAUCACAUAGAAACGAGCGCACGAGAUGUGCCCGAUCAUGCAACCAAAUCUCGUUUCCCCUCUAAUCGACUCAUGACGAUCGAUUUGUUUCGGAUACUCGAGCGAAUCGCGACUCGGUUCGUUAAAUCCAAGAGACAGAGAGUAAUAUACCCGUCGCGCGCGCGCGCGAAGACGGGAUACCCCCGUACGAAAAGAUCCUCCGCGGGGCACGUAAUAUAUUCCCCCCCCCCCCGUACCCCUCGUGCGCUCGUGUAUGUGGCAUUUACGAUAAACACCGCAGUAUCAUGGUAGGGUUUAGAUUACACACGACUUAGGAGUAUAAAAAAAAAGAUAAAGAAGAAGAAGAGGAAGAAGAAAAUAAACAAAGAGAAUACGCGCGAGUGGACAAAGAGCGGCGAAAUUGGCGUUUACGCAUAACACAAUGCUUUCUAAGAGACGUAGGUUUACGCUGUUUCCGUUGAGUGCACUUUCUGCGUCGGUUGUCGAGCGAAACGUCGUCGUAAACGCGAGAGGUGCGACGACGAAGGUAAUGUGUGAUCGAAGAAGAAAAACAAGAAGGUAGCGAAAGGGAGUAAGGAAGGAGCGUCUAUAUAGAGCGCGGGAGGAACGUUUCGGAUAGCUCAUGUGUGUGAAUGACGAGAGAUGCGAUCGGCGAGAAGAGAUAUUCGGAGAAUGUGGAGAAG